This is a messenger RNA of Pecten maximus, 1548 nucleotides long. Its product is annotated as formin-like protein 2. The coding region runs from base 131 to 457 and encodes 108 amino acids. The transcript is spliced from 3 exons. The record is from RefSeq and is a predicted model, not a curated record. Lineage: Eukaryota; Metazoa; Mollusca; Bivalvia; Pectinida; Pectinidae.
UGUAUGGAUGAUUGACACACUAGUUGCAUACAUUGAGUAUGAAUUUGCGAUAUAAAAGAAAAAGAGGAAAUGGUCACAGGUUUUGCACAUCAUUUGAAUUCUGCUGAACAAGAAUGACGCAGUUGCCACAAUGAAGUACAGUUACCUAUCAGCCAUAGUGCUGAUAAGCUUGCUGGUGAGCCAUUCCGUGGCACAGACGACAUUGUCGUUGACCAAUACGGGUAUCCUUGGCACCGCUUUAGGACUGGGUGCCUUAUACUAUUUAUAUGAACAGAACAACAGACUACCUCCGUUUCCUCCAAUACCUCCUCGGCCGCAAUUAUAUGGACCAAGCUGGGGCCCUAAUCCUUUUUGGCGGCCACCAUUUCCUCCUCCUCCUCCUCCUCCUCCUCCUCCUCCAACACCACCACUACCAAGAUUAAAUGCCGCCAGAUAUGGUCCAAUUCUAGGUGGAUAAGACUCUGACGUUUCACAGAUGAUUCAGAUUUACACCAACGGGACAUGGAUACAGGACACGUAAAAAUGAAACAGAAAUGAUGACUCUAAUAUCAGCUACGUUGUUAACAUUUUUUACCAAUAAAUAAAAAUGAACCCUUUUUUUUAAAAAUCACAGUUGAUAUGCGAUGAAGUACUUUCAUAUUAUAUAACAAAACCAAAAGUACUUAAGAGUACCCAUUGGUCAAUAUUGCUUGAUAAUAAAUGGAGCUGUGUUAACUUUUUUAUAAUACUUUUAUAAAAUCAAUUAGUGGGAAAUUGGAGCUAUGUUAACUUUUUUAUAAUACUUUUAUAAAAUCAAUUAGUGGGAAAUUGUGUAAAGGGUAAUUUGGGUAAAGGUCAGAUAGGAAAAGAAGAUGAAAGUGAGAUUUGUAAACAGAAGAAAGGAAACAACUUCAUAUUUCUGGCUACUAUAUAAAAGUAAUAAAAGGAAAGCGUAUCAACCGAAGAAUGAAAACAAUUUAAGAUUUCUUGCUACUGUAUAAAAGUAGUAAAAGUAAGAUUUGUAAACAAAGAAAUCAGAUCGACAUUUCUUACUAGUGUAUGUUGCUCUAUUAUCAUAGAUCUCAUUCCUGGGUUUGAUACGUUUGGUCCUCAUCACAGACGAGUUCAAGUUGGACACAACACAUGAAGCCUAAUUCUCCGACACAUUCUGUAUCCAUUACUGAAUGCAUGCAUGUUUUUCUUUUCAACUAUCCUUUCAGAAUUGAAGCUCUUUAAUAAAUAACAAUUUCUCACUUCGUCACUUUGUCACCAGAGGUCUGAGUUCAAUCCCUAGCGGAGACUGUAAUUUACAUUCGCACUGUUAAAAUAUAAAAGCAAUUCAUGAGAGUACUUUCUUCGGUAUGUUUUUGCUCUACACAUUUCCACCAAUCAUGAUGUCCUAAUGUCACUCGGAUAACACAGUGGAUGUUUGGGAAAAGUGCUACCCGUCAGAAUAAUAUGGCUAUAUUUAUUUUACAGUCUCCACAAUAGCGUAAUUACUGUGGCAGUUAAAUUCUAAAAGAUGUAUAAACCAAUAGAAAGCAAUAAAUAAAACGAGCAUUGAAGGCG